This is a messenger RNA of Bemisia tabaci, 4265 nucleotides long. It is a transcript of the gene Kap-alpha1, whose product is annotated as karyopherin alpha1. Gene Ontology annotation, molecular function: nuclear import signal receptor activity; protein binding. Lineage: Eukaryota; Metazoa; Arthropoda; Insecta; Hemiptera; Aleyrodidae. Gene Ontology annotation, cellular component: cytoplasm. The record is from RefSeq and is a predicted model, not a curated record. Gene Ontology annotation, biological process: protein import into nucleus.
CAUGAGUGCAGUAUAAAUAAUCGUCGAUUUCAUCCUGAGAAAUUUCGCAAAUUUUUGUGCACAUUAGUUGCGAACGCGGAUAAGUGAUUGAAUUGAUUAUUUGCCUUUCAAUUCGUUUUUAAGCUGAGUGCUUUCAUCUCUUUUAAACGUAAGAAUUCGUCUUGCCUUUGUCCUUUUACUCCAUCGCCCAAUCUCGGCUUAAUGAGUGCCCACAUUAGUUACCAAGUGCGUGCCGUUCAUGUGUUCUAAUAAUCACACCUUCAAAUUCUUGCACCUCUAAAAGAAGCUUUACCUUUUGUUCAACUCUUCAAGAUGUCUGGAGGUACUCACAAGCACAGGUACAAAAAUGCAGGCCUUGACUCAACAGAACUACGGCGCAGGAGAGAAGAAGAGGGAGUUCAGUUGCGGAAGCAAAAGCGGGAACAGCAACUCUUCAAAAAGCGCAAUGCCAAUUUAUUGCAGCCCAUUGAUGACGAUUUAAGUGAUGGUCCAAAGAAGCCUGUCAUCACUCCUGACAUGAUUGAAGCCUUAUAUAGUCCUCUUACAAACGAUCAGUUGCAAGCAACGGAAAGAUUUCGCAAGCUGCUGUCUCGUGAACCUAAUCCUCCAAUUGAGGAAGUUAUCGAAGCCAAAAUUUUGCAUAGAUUUGUUGAAUUUCUUACAGACACUAAUAAUCCCACUUUACAGUUUGAAGCAGCAUGGGCACUGACCAACAUUGCAUCAGGAACAUCGGAACAAACACAGAAAGUAAUAGAAGCUGGUGCUGUGCCUGUAUUUAUACGAUUGUUGGCCUCAGAACAUGAAGAUGUUCAGGAGCAGGCUGUCUGGGCUUUGGGAAAUAUCGCUGGGGACUCCCCUACUUGCCGUGAUUAUGUCUUAGAUUGUGGAAUUUUAGACCCUUUGCUUCACCUUUUAUCAAUCAUGAAACGCACAUCAAUGGUACGUAAUUUAGUUUGGGCACUAUCAAAUUUAUGCCGAGGGAAGAAUCCUCCUCCCGAGUUCAGUAAAGUAUCGCCCUGCUUGAAUGUCCUAGCGCGACUAUUGUUUCAUCAUGAUGUUGAGGUCCUUUCAGACGCUUGCUGGACACUUUCGUAUCUCAGUGAUGCUCCAAAUGAUAAAAUUCAGGCUGUCAUUGAUGCAGGCGUUUGUCGGAGAUUGGUAGAGUUGCUGAUGCAUACGCAGCAGAAGGUUGUAUCUGCCGCUUUACGAGCGGUUGGCAAUAUUGUCACUGGAGAUGAUGUCCAAACGCAGGUGGUUUUAAACUCAUCUGUCUUACCUUGUCUCUACCACCUUCUCUCAUCACCGAAAGACUCCAUUCGCAAAGAGGCAUGUUGGACCAUUAGCAAUAUUACUGCAGGCAACAAACAUCAGAUACAGGCUGUCAUUGAUGCAAAUAUCUUUCCCCUGCUUAUUGAAAUUUUGGCCAAAGCAGAGUUCAAGACGCGAAAAGAAGCCGCUUGGGCUGUUCUCAACACAACAACAGGUGGAACGCCAGAGCAGAUCCGCUACCUGGUCAAACAGAACUGCAUUCCGCCCCUAUGCGAUCUUCUCACUGUCAUGGAUCUGAAGAUAAUCAAUGUUGCUUUGAAAGGCCUAGAAAAUAUCCUCAAGUUUGGAGAGCAAGAUGCCAAAAAGACUGGAACUGUUAAUAUGUAUGCUGAUAUCAUAGAAGAAUGCAAUGGUCUGGAUAAGAUUGAGUAUCUGCAGUCGCACGAAAAUGUGGAGAUCUACCAGAAAGCGUUUGACAUCAUCGAGAAGUAUUUCAGUUCAGAAGAGGAGGAUGCAAGAGUUGCUCCGUCAAUCACACCAGGACAAGGUGGUGACGGAGGACAGUUCUCCUUCAAUACUGGUCAGAGCCUUCCAAUGGGUGGUUUUCAGUUCUAAUAAAAGAUUUGAGAUCUGCUUCCACCCUUUCAAAGAAAUUUUCACUGAUGACACCGGCAACGCAUCAACACUGGUAAAAUCUAUUGGAAUCAUUGCUUUUUCUCAUAGGUAACUGAUGGAAAUCCAAAUCAUUACCCUUGAGUAAUUUAAUGAAAGUAAUCAAAAAAUUAUCUCUGUGGAGUUUGCGUCAAUUUUGCUUCCUUCGCAACAACUGGAAAAAUAUAUUGGGCAAAUAAUGUUGUUAAGUGACCAGCAUCAUGCCUUAAGUCUGCAUGGAAACUGGAAUUUAUGUUGACAGGGGUCAGGACUGCUUAUUUUCAGUUUUUUAAGUGACUAAGUAUUCUCUGUUGGGUCGGUGGUCUGGCAAAUUCUCUAGUACUCAAUGUGCACGCAUAUUGCUUACUUUAAAAACAACUCACUCAUUGUUACGUUUGACUUAUCAUGAUGUAGAUUUUUAUUUUUUGUUUUUCUCUUUCAUAUUCUAUCCAGAGGUGUCGUCAGCUGAGUUGGCAGUUGUCUACAUAUGACUGUUGUGCACAUUAGACCGAUUUAUGUCUCUGUGCAUGGGAGCGAUGUUACCCGUGGUCAAUCCUCUAUGGCUAUUGGAUGAUAAAUUUGCUCGCAAAUGGAAAGUAAACAAUUGCCAACUUAGCAGACAACACCUCUAACCACCCAGCCCACUGGUUCUCUCCUCUAUGUCGUAUUUUUUGUCCACCAACUUCAACAAGUUGUAAGCCUACUCUUUUUUUAACCAUGUGUCUUUCAUGAUACAUUUUCUGAGUAAUGUUUCAAAUUAGCAGCUUUUAUAAAUCUCUUGCAUGUUUUUGAAACCUUUACAAAGAUUCAAAACAAAUUUUUUCAAGGAGUAGGUCAACAGUUCCUGAUCAGAUCUCUUCGUAACAGUAGACACCAAUAAAUUGUGGGUCAAAAAUCAAAAUCAAAUUAUUUUUUUUCGUCUGGAAUUACUUAACGUUAGAAUAUUCAGAAUGACAUCAUUAUUUUUCAAGGUAUCAUAGAAAUUUCACGGCAGCUUUGUAACUGUAAAAAAAAAUCCCCACUACAGUGGUCAAGAGAUCAGAACUAAUGAUAAAAGUGUUUGCUAUUUUUCUUUCAAAGAUAAAAUAAAGGCAUCCAAUUUUUGAGACAAUGGUUACGAUUGUAACUAGUUGAGUUGCUAAUUUAAUUUUUCUCCAAACUUUGUAAUGCAAGCUUAGGAUUUAUGCACCAGAGAUGAAUUUCUCAUUUGUUUUAUUGAACAAGUGUUCAUCUUAAUUUUUCAGCUUGGAUUCUGUAAAUGACAUUUCCUUUCAAAUAGGUCUCUUUUGAAAAUUUUCCUUGAUAUUUUUUUCAACAUUAAGAGGUCUCUACAGUUCAUAUUAUACUUUUCCUGAUUUAUUUUGACCAUUUCUUUUCUAUGCUCAAAUUUUCCCAAAGGUCUCAGUAAUUUGAGUUAAAAUUAGUAUAGAAGAGAUCACAUUCUAUAAUGGACAUUCUUUCGACUUGGCUGUAUCAAAAUCUAAAGAACUAGACUUUGAUAGGUCAUUUAUAGUAAGAACAGUUACACCUCAAUAAGUUGAAAACCCUGCUAAUUUGUGAAAAUGGCCCGGCCCCGUUUUUUUGUCCAUUUAUACAAUAUCGAGAAAGAAUGCACUAUGCAAAAUCGGCCAACUCGGGAAACCUUCUUCACCAUAGAACUUUGCGGUUCCACAAUAGGAAAGAUCUAAUAAGUUCCUCUAACUGGUCAAUCGACUGGUAGUUUUUCCUUAUCUUUAUUUUUCCCACCCAUCUUGGUAAGUUCAUUCGGCCACGCUAAAUCUAGGAAGGAAUAACUGCUCGCAGGUUAUCACUCUAGUCCUUCUGCUCUACGCAUGCUGCUGUGGCUGCACUGAAGCGGUGUGAGUAGUUAAUUUCCCCCCCCCCUCCCCCCAUCAUAUGACAUCAGUGCACCUUAAGCUUUUAUACCUAAGCUCCUUUAAAAAAAACCAUAAAAGCUAAUUUUCGUUUUUGCUAUUUAAAAGACUAUAAAUCCUGUACACUUGUUAUGUCGGCUUCAGUGCAUGACAAAAAUCAGCUAAAAAACCAGCCUAUUAAAUUGCUCCCCUGAUGCAAGGUGUGUACUUUAAAAUGAGCCCCUUUUGCAUUUAAGGUGCGAAGUUUAAAAUCACAAAAUGGGAUAAUAGGAAGUACAUUUAACUUGGGAACCCUUGCUGAGGCAGUAAGGUUUGACCAGAUUAAAGUGGUUACCAAGUGACAGAAUCAAAUUUCAACCUUAAACAUAUCAAAUAAGUCUUGUUAUGUUGUAUGAUACAGAUUUUAAUACACUGAAAGAAUUCGCCCCACCUUUAAAUGUCACUUGGUCCGUAGACAGCUAAAAAUGUCAA